AUGUCUAAACUGGUUAAUAGAAUAUUGAAUAGUGACAAAGAGGUUGCGGCAGUCAAGUACAAUAUAAAAGAACAAAGAUGUCUGAAAAAAAGUCUUGUAACCUUGGAUGCCGAGGCAUCGUAUUCUGUGAAACUAAUAGAUAUGGAAAACAGAGGGAUGAAGGUUUUCUACAGACGAUUCAGAGACAAAGUUUCCAAAAUCAAAACUCAUUUGAAAGUUAACGAGAUCACAAGACUAAAAGAUCUUGAGGCAACCGGCCGACUUAGUCCUCCUCAAAACACAGUUAAUACAACAUCUAUGUUACGUAUCGCAGACGCAGAAAAACGUUUGAAAUUGCAGGGUCGAGAGCAUCUUCGGAAAACUAAAAGUGCUUUUACAAGCAGGAGUGUGGAAGCUAGUCAGGAUAGUAAGAGAAAUUCUGUUAUGUCAGGAACUUUUGAUAGCCAUUUAAAUGAGUGCAAAGAAAGUGUAUCUGUUGUUCAUCGACCUUCAACAUCUGCAUGGGACAGUAAAUUAAACGGAUCCCGUGAAAGCAUAUCUAAAAAACGUCAGAGUAUUGAAUCAAUAGAUAGACCACAGUUUUUCAAAUCUAAAACAUGUGAUGCUAUUAUACAAGAGUCGAAUUUCGUAGACAAAAUUGAGAGCAAGGAAAUUCCCACUGCGUUGCUCGAACAAACUACAGAAAAAUAUGAACAAUCGAAAUGUUCGGGGAUAUGUAUAGUUUACGGAGAAACACCUACCGAAAGUAACAAAAAUGUAGACAAGGAACCAGACAAAGAAGACAUCCCCGAAAAAAAAAUGAGCUUGACCGUUAACUUUAUAGAAACAGGGAAUGUUAAUUCGCCACGCAUUAUGAACAAAACAAGUAGUGCUGAGAAUGAAAUGCCAAAGAAAGAAGAGGAUGUCGUUAGUCAAAGUCCACAUCAAUGUAGCGACGUAAACAUUAGCCCUCUUACCGCGAAUCCUAUAGAUGACUCCAAAGGAACAACACCUGAUAUACCCGAUACUAAUGAUAAUGAAGAACAGAUUAGUGCUAUAGCAAGUCCUGAUUCAAAUAAAAAUGCAAGUCCAAAGAAAAUUUUCCAACAAAAGCAGUCUAAUCAAUUUACCAGAACAUGUCAUCAGAAAAAUCAACACGAAACACGAGUUAAAGAUGAUACAACUAAGCUAAAGAAAACUGAUAAAAAAACAAAAAUAGAUGAAAAUAAACAGGACGGUGAUAUUAAAAACAGUUGUCAAAAGGACAAAACUUUAAAUACAAAUUCAGGUCGUGAUUCGCCCGUAUCUAUAAAGAGUUACAAUAAAUUUGCCGUCCCUCGAACUCGAAACGGCCAAUCGAAAAGUGCUCGGUCCAAUUUCGAGAGGCAGUCGAGAAAGAAAUCAUGUAAUAGUAGCCCGGAACGACGAAGUUUCUCCGCUAUGGGAAAAUCCGCGAAUUUCGCACAAAUGACCAAACAGUAUUCAUGUCAUAGCAGUAUUGACAAAGAGGCAACGAAAAUGGAAUCCAGGAUGUCUCUCAGCAUCUCCGAUGGUUUGUUCUGUAUAGGUGAUGAUCCUUACGAAGAGCGCAGACAACUUCUUCUAAUGGACGAACACAAUAGAUUUGUAAUAUUGCUACAUAAAAAGGAAGAAUAUCUAGAAAGAAUAGAAGAGUAUAUCAAAAAGCAGUUAGAGGCUACCCUAUAUGGAAUUCCUGGUGAAACUGGUGGCGGGAAGAAGAAGACUAAAUCACCAAAGGAUAUCUGGGACGAAAUAAAACAUUGUCGGUAUCUUAGAACCGACGACGACGAGGAAAAUAUUGAUUUAUCGCAGGUUGUGACUCUCGCUUCAGAACAAAUUAAAAGUAAACAGGGACUCAAGUACAAACCAUUGUUUCAAAAACAAAAGAGUAAGAAAACAGUUAUAGUGGAACCAGCAAAGAUAGAGGACAAUAAAAGUAAAGACCCGGUUAGUUUGGAUUCCUUGGGUUAGAGAUGAUGCCACCUUACAUUAUCAUAGUACUAUUUUUUUCAUGUUAGCACAUUUAAGUUGAAUCUGUUAAUAAUAAUACAUGUACUUGUUUAAAAUUGUGUUGAUUUUCGUUCAGCCUGUGACAUUUAUGUCGCGGAAGCGAGACAUAGUUGUCGUUGGUUCAUGUC
This is a messenger RNA of Mytilus californianus (California mussel), 2138 nucleotides long. RefSeq lists its product as uncharacterized. NCBI's taxonomy places the organism in Eukaryota, Metazoa, Mollusca, Bivalvia, Mytilida, Mytilidae. Bases 1 to 1971 code for a protein of 656 amino acids. The record is from RefSeq and is a predicted model, not a curated record. The transcript has a single exon.